AUGGCUUCAUCAAAUACACCAUCAGAAACACCAACUUCUCAGGAACAAGGAUCAACUCCUGAUCCUUCAAUUGGAACCCAAAAAAAUAGUAACAGAGGAAAAAUUGAUCCUGCAUGGGGCCAUUGUAAACAAGUUUUGGAUAAAGGAAAAACUGCUUUGGUAUGUAUUUAUUGCGAGAAGCUUAUUAGAGGUGGAGGAAUUAACCGGGUUAAGCAUCAUUUGGCUGGAAAAGGCGGAGAUAUUGAGGCAAGUCGAAAGGUGCCAGCUGUGGUGAGACACCAAUUCAAUCAAAACAUUGAAGAUCUUCGAACCAAGAAAAGGAAAACUCAAGAAGAAUAUGCAGAAAGUUAUGGUGCUUGUGAUGAAGUUGAAAGGGAAUUUGAUGAGAUUGAACGUAAUGAGAUGCGACAACAACAAGCAUCAAGAAUUCCAGCACCUAGCUCUAGAAAGGGAGUUGGAAAACAAGUCAAGGGAUUACAAUCCUUUUUUCCACCGGCAGCAACACCUAGAGCUCAACCAAGUAUUAAAAGUGUUCUCCAAAGCAAAGAAAUUGUGGAGAAGUGUGAUAUUGCUAUUGCAAGAUGGAUGAUGGAUGCUUCUGUGCCAUUCAAUGCGGUUAAUUCAGCUUAUUAUCAGCCGAUGAUUGAUGCUAUUGCAAACAUGGGUGCAGGGUAUAAAGGGCCUAAUUACCAAAGAGUUCGUGGAUAUUUGUUGAGUAAAUUGGUUGAAGAUGUAAAGAAGAUGAUUGAAGGUUAUCGUGUGAUUUGGAAACAAACUGGAUGUACUAUCAUGGCUGAUGGAUGGACUGAUCGUUGUAGACGUACUUUAAUUAAUUUCUUAGUUUAUUGCCCUAAAGGAACUGUUUUCCUAAAGUCAGUUGAUGCUUCUCAUAUCUCGAAAACUGCUGAGGCUUUGUUUAAGUUGCUUAGGGAUGUUGUGUUAUUUGUUGGUCCUGAGAAUGUUGUACAUGUAGUGACGGAUAAUGCUGCAAAUUACGUUGCUGCUGGAAGGUUGUUGGAAUCGGAGUUUCCUAGAUUGUAUUGGUCUCCUUGUGCGGCACAUUGUAUUAAUCUGAUGUUGCAGGAUAUUGGGAAGUUUGUGGAAGUGACUGAAACUGUGUCACAAGCUUCAAUGAUUACAAAAUAUAUCUAUAAUCACUGCCAUCCUUUGUACUUGAUGAGGCAGUUCACAGGCGGCCGAGAAAUACUUCGUCCAGCUCCAACUCGAUUCGCCACUAAUUUCAUUGCUUUGCAAAGCAUUUUGGCUCAAAAGGAUGUUUUAAGUAUCUUUUAG
Molecule: messenger RNA, 1293 nt
Organism: Arachis stenosperma
Lineage: Eukaryota; Viridiplantae; Streptophyta; Magnoliopsida; Fabales; Fabaceae
Exons: 1
Coding region: 1-1293 (430 amino acids)
Molecular function (GO): DNA binding
Source: RefSeq, a predicted model, not a curated record